Lachancea thermotolerans CBS 6340 is the source of this 1707-nucleotide messenger RNA. Its product is annotated as KLTH0G10736p. Lineage: Eukaryota; Fungi; Ascomycota; Saccharomycetes; Saccharomycetales; Saccharomycetaceae. The record is from RefSeq and is a predicted model, not a curated record. Gene Ontology annotation, biological process: transmembrane transport. Gene Ontology annotation, cellular component: membrane. Gene Ontology annotation, molecular function: transmembrane transporter activity. The transcript has a single exon. The coding region runs from base 1 to 1707 and encodes 568 amino acids.
AUGGAAAAAGUUCAAGCAGCUGCGAAUACCACAGACGUUAGCUCAUCCAUCGAGCCGGCGGCGGACGGGCUCCACCAGUUCGGGUCGUUGAGAACCAUCACAUCGAAAAGAGCCGGUGAGGUUAACUUCAUCGACGCGAAGGGGGCGAAUGGUGACUCCGAGCUUCUGGCUGAGAUCGGCUACAAGCAGGAGCUGAAUCGGCACUUUAGCACGAUACAAGUUUUCGGUGUAGCGUUUUCAAUUAUGGGUCUUCUUCCUAGUAUUGCGUCUGUGCUAGCAAUUGGUAUGCCAGGAGGCAUGGUGUCCCUGAUGUGGGGGUGGCUGAUUGCAGGCAUUUUUAUCCUAGCAGUCGGAUGCGGAAUGGCCGAGCUGGCAUCGGCUAUCCCCACCUCUGGCGGCCUUUACUACUACACGUACUACUACUCCCCCGAGAAAUACAAGGCGUUUCUGAGUUUCGUGAUAGGAAACACAAACUCAUUGGCGCUUGUCGCUGGUCUGUGUUCUAUCACAUACGGCCUGGCCCAGGAGAUUCUAUCCAUCGUGGUGGUUGCCAAGGAUGGCGACUUUAAUAUUACAAGCGGCAAGACCUACGGUGUGUUUGUUGCUGGCAUUGCGGCAACCACGGCCGUUACAUCUCUCGCUACCGUUGCAGUGUCCAAGCUGCAGACUGUAAGUAUCCUGGCUAAUGUGGGCCUGAUUGUGCUUUUCUUUAUCGUGCUCCCUAUCGGUGUGGCAAACACAAAGGGCCUUAAUUUUAACGACGGGUCCUUUAUCUUUGGAAAGUGGCAAAACGAAACGAGCUGGCCCGACGGUUGGCAAUUCAUGAUGGCUGGUCUCCAGCCCGCUAUUUGGACCAUUGGCGCCUUUGACUCUUGUAUUCACAUGUCCGAAGAAGCGAAGAAUGCCACCAAAGCUGUUCCUGUAGGUAUCAUCUCGUCCAUUGGCGUGUGCUGGAUUCUGGGAUUCAUCGUCUGUAUUGUCAUUGCAGCCUGCAUGGGUCCAAACAUUGAUGCCAUUCUCGAAAGCUCUUACGGUUCUCCUCUUCCUCAAAUUCUGUUCAACGCCCUUGGCAAAAAAUGGACAAUUGCAUUCAUGACAUUGAUCGCCGCGUGCCAGUUCCUGAUGGGAUGCUCGAUCUUAACCGCCAUUUCUAGACAAAUUUGGGCCUUUGCCCGUGACGACGGUCUCAUGUUUUCCAGAUACAUCAAGGUUGUGAACAAGAAGCUUUCUUCUCCCCUCAGAGCGACUUGGUUUGGAGCCCUCUGCGCGCUCGUCAUUGGCUUGCUGUGUUUAAUUGGUAGCACUGCGUCAAACGCUCUGUUCUCCUUGGCUAUCGGGGGCAAUUAUGUCGCGUGGAUGACACCUAAUUUAUUGAGAAUGACAGUAGGCAAGGAUCUAUUCAGGCCAGGCGCUUUCUUCAUGGGCAAGCUGUGGUCUCCUAUUGUUAAUUGGAUCGCGAUUAUUUUCCAAACUUUCAUCUUGAUCAUGAUCAUGUUUCCCGCCGACAGCAAGGACAUUACGCCAGACACCAUGAACUACACAGUCGUCAUUUGCGGUGGUGUUUGGAUUGGCAGCAUUGUCUACUUCCUGGUAUACAAAAAGAAGGCUUUCCACGGUCCAAAGUCGAAUCUCAGUGACGAAGAGUAUGCGGAUGCCGUGGGACAAGACGUUAUCGACCAGAUUCUGUCGCACCAAAAAAGUGGCUAG